AUGACUGUCCAGGCCGCCUCUUCUGCCAACUCCACCUCCGACCUCAAGAACAACAGCACCCGUGCAAGCACCAGCUACCUGAACCGCAAGGUCAGCGCACCCCUCCCUAGCAACAUGGACCUCUCCUUCCUCGACGCCUCGAUUCCCGAGCUUGUCAAGCAGCUCACCAUCGACGAGAAGGUCAGCCUGCUGGCUGGCAAGAACUGGUGGGAGACUGUCGAGAUCCCCCGCCUCAACAUCCCGAGCCUCAAGGUCACCGACGGCCCCAAUGGUGCUCGUGGUGGCAGCUUCUACAAGAUGAUCGCCGCGUCGGCCCUUCCCAACGCGACCUGCGUGGGUGCCGCCUUCGAUGCCGAUCUCACCGCCGAGGCCGGCCGCCUCCUUGCCGCCGAGGCCAAGGCCCGCGGCGCCUCCUGCCUGCUCGCUCCCACUGUCAACAUCCAGCGCUCGCCUCUCGGUGGCCGUGCCUUUGAGAGCUUCAGCGAGGACCCCACUCUCUCUGGUCUCACCGCUGCUGCGUACAUCAACGGUCUGCAGGAGAACGGCGUGUCGGCCACUAUCAAGCACUUUGUUGCCAACGACCAGGAGCACGAGCGUAACGGCUCCGACUCGAUUGUCGCUCCCCGCCCCCUCCGUGAGGUCUACCUCCGUCCCUUCCAGAUCGCCCAGCGCCUCGCCAAGCCCGGUGCCUACAUGACUAGCUACAACAAGCUCAACGGAACCCACUGCUCUGAGAACAAGUGGCUGCUCGGCGACCUCCUCCGCAAGGAGUGGGCCUUUGACGGCCUUGUCAUGUCCGACUGGUACGGUACUUACAGCACCGACUUGGGCAUCAACGCUGGCCUCGACCUUGAGAUGCCCGGUGGUGCGGACACCUGGCGCAACCAGCGCUACGUCAGCCGCCUCAUCUCCGCCCACAAGAUUGACCCUCGCACCAUCGACGAGCGUGCCACCAAGGUUCUGACCUGGGUUCAGAAGUGGGCGCGCCUGAGCCCCGAGGAGGUCUAUGGCGACCACUCGGAGCGCACCCGUACCGAGGACCGCGACAACGACGCUGCUCUCCUUCGCCGCCUUGCCAGCGAGGGUAUUGUUCUCCUCAAGAACGACAACGAGGUCCUUCCCGUCAAGCAGGGCAAGGUCUGCGUUAUUGGACCCAACGCCAAGGCCAGGGUCAUCACCGGUGGUGGCAGUGCCGAGCUCCGCGCUGCUUGGUCGGUUAACCCAUGGGAGGGUCUUGUCAACAACGCCCCCGAGGGUGUCGAGCUCAGCUACAAGCUCGGCUGUGAGACCGCCAAGUUCCUCCCCGUCCUUGACGAGCACUUUACCACUCUCGACGGCAAGGCCGGUUACGACAUCAACUUCUACGCGGUUGACGCUGAGACUGGCAAGGUCGCCGAGGCCCCCACCGUUAAGGACUGGGGAGACCGCUCGCAGAUCUUCCUCGCCGACUUCCACCACCCCGACCUCGGCGGCGACUAUGUUACCGAGCUGCUUGCCACCUUCACCGCGCCCAUCAACGGCGGUUACGAGUUUGGCAUCACCGGCACUGGCCAGAGCUGGCUCUACAUCGACAACGAGGUUGUUAUCGACAACUCGAAGAACCAGACCAUGGGCACCCAGUUCUUCGGAAACGGCACCGUCGAGGUCAAGAAGGUCGUCCAGGUUAAGAAGGGCAACACUUACGCCAUUCGUGUCGUCCACGACACCCGUCGUCCCUCGGACCGCACCACCCAGGCUGGUCCUUUCACCAUCACGGGUAUCCGCAUCGGUGCCGCUGAGGCAUACGACGAGGACCAGGCUAUUCUUGACGCCGUUGCCGCCGCCAAGUCGGCCGACCGUGUCGUUCUCGUAGCCGGUCUCAACCCCGACUGGGAGACUGAGGGCUACGACCGCUCCACCUUGUCACUCCCCCUCCGCUGCGAUGACCUCAUCACCGCCGUCGCCGAGGCCAACCCCAACACUGUUGUUGUCCUCCAGUGCGGCUCUGCCGUCUCGAUGCCCUGGGUCAACAAGGUCGCCGGUAUCGUGCAGGCCUGGUACGGCGGUAACGAGGCCGGUAACGCCAUCGCCGACGUCAUCUACGGCCGCCAGGUUCCCGCCGGUCGUCUCCCCGUCUCCUUCCCCAAGAGCGAGCGUGACAUUGCCGCGUCGCAGAACUUCAAGUCGGCCCGCACUCGUGUCCACUACGAGGAGGGCAUUUGGGUCGGCUACAAGCACCACAACGCUCGCGGCAUCGAGCCUCUCUUCCCCUUCGGCCACGGUCUCUCGUACACGAGCUUCAAGUACGACGACCUCAAGGUCGAGGCCCCCCAGGGCUCCACCGCCGCCGACUGGAGCCUCAAGGCUUCGAUCAACGUCACCAACACUGGCAGCGUCACCGCCGACCACAGUGUCCACUUCUACACUGCUCCCCCUCCCGAGACCGCCACGGGCCUCAAGCACCCCGAGGUCGCCCUCCAGGCGUUCAAGAAGGUCUACAACCUCCAGCCUGGCCAGACCCAGCGUGUCGAGGUCGACCUUGACAAGUACGCCAUCUCCCACUGGGACGAGGGCUACGACACCUGGACCACCGAGAUUGGUACUUGGGCCGUCAAGGUCGGUGUCGACGCGCAGACCAUGGUCGCCAGCGGCGACUUCGAGGUCAAGGAGAACAUGGAGUGGCGCGGUCUCUAA
Messenger RNA from Apiotrichum porosum, 2673 nucleotides. RefSeq lists its product as uncharacterized. The transcript is spliced from 5 exons. The record is from RefSeq and is a predicted model, not a curated record. The coding region runs from base 1 to 2673 and encodes 890 amino acids. Gene Ontology annotation, biological process: glucan catabolic process. Gene Ontology annotation, molecular function: beta-glucosidase activity. NCBI's taxonomy places the organism in Eukaryota, Fungi, Basidiomycota, Tremellomycetes, Trichosporonales, Trichosporonaceae.